GCCCUUAAAAUUGGCAUCUACUGACAAAGAAUUCACUGCUCAUGCACUCAUCUCCUCAGCAAAUAGACUCAAUUGCCGACCCCAUUUAUAGAUAGAUUGCAGAUUUCUAGAGCUAGUGAAGAGCAGUUGCAGCGGUUUAGCCGAGUAGGACUGAGUGCAGUGACUGAUCAGUUUUCAAUCCUAAAAAGAAAACCCACCACGAAUAAACUGCCACAUUUUAUAAAGCCAGACGUUUUCAUCUAAACCACUGAUUUUCACGCACACGCGCCUCCACUGAUUGACCUUUUUCAUAUUCUUUCUUUUUCUUCAUAAUUUUUUCUCACAAUAUUCUGUAAUACUCCUUGGGUUGUUUCAAGAAACUGAAACAAGAGUAAAGGGUGGAUAAAGGGGGAAAAAAGAGCCUAAAGUGUAGUGGGUUGUGAAAAAGGACAAAAACCCACUACGAGGUAGAGAGUUAAAAAAGUACUACUAAUAGGAGCACUAGAACAGUGAAUCAGACUUUCUAGACUUUUAUUUUAUUUUUGGGGGGUAUUAUUUAAUUUUUCUUUUUGUUGAAUAACUGCUGAUAUAUAUGUUGGUCUUUGUCUGCAUGUAAGGCUUUGGGUCUUUAUGAUGCAAAGAAAUCGUUUUGCUGAAAUAAUACAGUGUGAGGAUUCACAAAGAAACAAAAGAGGGGAAAAAGCAAAGUGAGAGAAAAAAGAUGACCAAAGACCUCUAUAGGCCUUUGUGUGAUUAUUUUUUUUGUUGCUUGUGUAAAUGUUUGGUCUUGAUGAUGACUAUUGAGGUUUCAUGUCGGUUCUCAGAUAUGAGGGAUUCUUGCUGAAAAAAAAUUGCCUUUUUUUUUUUUUUUUAAUCUUUCUCUUCUUCUUUGGAUCCUUACUUUAUGGUAGAGUUGUAAGUUUCCAAGACAAAGAAAACAGUUUCUGGGGUUGGUUAAAAAUUGAAUCUUGAGCUUUAGAGUUUAUGUUAAUGGUGGAUUCAAGCUGAAACUAAUCAAGGAAAAAAAAAGAUCUUUGUGCUAAAGAAAAGUUCAAGAAUAUCCAAUAACAAAGUUAUAAUGGCAGAUUAUGGUUCUUUACCAUCUCCAACAGAUAACUGUAGAAAGACCUCUUCCUCUUUUUUUGGUUCACCAAGGUUGUUCACUGGUUUUGCUACAAAGGGCUUUCCUGAUACUGAGUCUAUUAUGAGUCCUACUUCAAUACUUGAUAGUAGUAAACCUAUCUCUGCUUUUAGAAACCCUUGUUGGUCUGAUUCUAACUCACACACUCCAAGAUCCCCUAAACCAGAUAGUAGAGUUCAUUGGGAGAAGCUUGACUCAAAAGGGGUUGGUCUUGGCCUUGUUGAUGCUCUCAUUGAUGAAAAAUCUGAUUCCAAAGAAUUGAAUCCUGUGAGCAGAAUGGUUGUCUUUGGCUCACAAUUGAAGAUUCAGAUCCCUACAACAUUGCCUCCCUUUUCUAGUUCCCUUACUGAUUCACCACCUUCUCCUGGUGAUUUUGGUAUAAAGACUAGAAAUUCCCAGUUGGGUUCUUUUUCCCCAUCUCCUAUGAAGAAAUCUCCAUUUGGGUCCUCAAAUUCUAACAUGGACAUCCCAAAUUCACCAGGGGCAUUCAGUAGUCUCUCUGCCGCUGAGAUGGAGCUUUCUGAGGACUACACUUGUGUCAUUUCAUAUGGUCCAAAUCCACGAACCACUCACAUAUUUGAUGAUUGCAUUGUUGAGAGCUGUUGUGGUGUUGUUAAGUACUCUGCUUCAAGAAAAGAAAAUGAGCAUUUUCCCAGUCUGCCAAUGAGCUAUCCCUAUCCCUAUCCCUCUGGGAGCUUUCUCAGCUUCUGUCACUCUUGCAAGAAAAAUCUUGGAUUAGGGAAAGACAUUUACAUGUACAGAGGUGAGAAGGCAUUUUGUAGCAGUGAUUGCAGAUACAAAGAAAUGAUGUUGGAAGAGGGAAUGGAUAAACCAGAGACCGAUGAUGUAUAUGGUAUUAUUUCCUGAUAGUAACUGAGUCACUCAAGGCUGAUGGCAAGUUUUAUCUGUAGUAGCAACUUGCAAAAAAGAAGUGAAGGCUUUAGACUUGAGUGACUAUUGCAGAUUCAAAAACUGUUUUUUGUAAAUUGGCAUAAUUGAAUCUGUUUAGAUGUAUCUGUCUUUUUUUGUUUUUUGUUUUCGGUUUAGGGGUAAGAAAAUGUCUUUGUUGAGGAACAGGAAAGCUGAUGAGAUAAUAUUAAACUGAUUGAUGAAUUUUUAUUUGAAAGAAAAGAUGUAGUAGGUGAUUAUGUGUCUGACACUACUUUGUAUGCUUUUUUAAAGUUUAUAUAAUGAUGUUGAUUGAUGA
Messenger RNA from Nicotiana tabacum (common tobacco), 2327 nucleotides. Its product is annotated as FCS-Like Zinc finger 8. NCBI's taxonomy places the organism in Eukaryota, Viridiplantae, Streptophyta, Magnoliopsida, Solanales, Solanaceae. The record is from RefSeq and is a predicted model, not a curated record.